Messenger RNA from Phragmites australis (common reed), 600 nucleotides. RefSeq lists its product as uncharacterized. The transcript has a single exon. The record is from RefSeq and is a predicted model, not a curated record. NCBI's taxonomy places the organism in Eukaryota, Viridiplantae, Streptophyta, Magnoliopsida, Poales, Poaceae. Bases 139 to 402 code for a protein of 87 amino acids.
AAAACCACCAGCUGGACGAGUAGACGACGCCAUUUUGUGAGCUAACAGCCUAACACAUCACCAAGCAAGGUACUUCCAUUAUCCAAAGAAAACCGAACAAGGCAGUCGAUCAGCACCGAGUCAUCGUCACGAGUGGGCAUGGCGAGCGGCGGCGGGAAGGCGAAGGCGGCGAUGGGCAUGGGCACGGUGGAGGCGCUCAAGGACCAGGCCGGCAUGUGCCACUGGAACUACGCGUUCAGGUCCGCCCAGCAGCGCGUCCGAGGCGCGGCCGCGGGGAACGGCUCCAGCUGCGGUAGGAGUGACGCGCAUGCGCUGCCUUCCGCCGCGAGGAGGAAGGCGAAGCAGCAGGAGGAGGAGCUCCGGACAGUCAUGUACCUCAGCAACUGGGGGCCCAACAACUAGCGAGCUGAGGAUCACUUAGAUUAGGUGCUAGCAUAAAAUUACCAGUUUUUUUUUUUUUGCGGGGAAAAUUACUAGUUUGUUUUACGACCAGUUUGUGUGGGCGGAUGAAUCAUCCAACAUGUAUAGAUGAGCAUGUGUGCGCCAGAAAGUUGAUGAACAUGGCAUACUCCAUUGAGCAAGAGCUUGGUUUUGCACAAA